AUGGGAGGAGUUGCUUACGAAAUUGACUACCUCCUGCCUUGCAUGCUGGACCCUGAAGACGAGGACCCGCAGGAUGCCUUGAAGCUCAUUCUACCAAGUCGGGAGGAAGAUGAAUGCCUUGUCAUGUUUGUGCCGAUGAAAGAACAGGAACUUCUCGCUCAAGCCAUGGAUCUUACACCUUGGGCAUCUCUCUCUUGGAGUAUUCACAGAGGUAUGCAGGAUAUUCUUCUUGCAUUCUCUAAGCCAAGGAUGGACCGCCAUCGUGCUGAGCUGGCCGUCUUCCUUCAGCAGGCUGUCCAUGAGAAUAAAGAGAAAUUUGAGGCCAGAGGUUGGAACCGAGACUUCGUCCAUCACAAGAUGGCUGACGUAGCCCAGAAUGCUGUUGUUUCUGGGAGAGGAAAAUCCGCUGAUCUGGUGAGGGUGGUCACUGAAAUUGUGCAGGUGCAGUAUGGACUUACGGCGGAGGAGAUGGACGAGACAACUUUCUGGAGGAAAAAUGAAAGCGAGCUGGACCAACAAGCUAUCGUUGGCCUUACCAAAUGUUUCAUCUUAGAAUGGAGCACCGACAUUGACUAUCAACUCUAUCACAAGCUUCCAUUGAAGAUGCGUUUUGGCUAA
This is a messenger RNA of Lasiodiplodia theobromae, 618 nucleotides long. RefSeq lists its product as uncharacterized. NCBI's taxonomy places the organism in Eukaryota, Fungi, Ascomycota, Dothideomycetes, Botryosphaeriales, Botryosphaeriaceae. The transcript has a single exon. Bases 1 to 618 code for a protein of 205 amino acids. The record is from RefSeq and is a predicted model, not a curated record.